CAGCAGACAGGCAGGUGGGCGGGCCGAGGCAGCCGGAGCCGGCCCAGAGAGCUGAGGGCUGCAGUCGGGCUGGAGCCGAGAUGGGUGUCAAAGCAGGACCCCCAGAGGUGCGGAGCCCUCCGUGGAGAGCGUUGCUGGCCCCUGCAUGGCCCCACCCCAUGCUGCCCCCCAGCCCACGGAGCAGAGAGCUGGGCACGGUCCUGGGAACCCUGGCCGUGCUGUGGCUCAGUGGCGUGGCUCUCAUCUACCUCCUGUGGCAAGUGCCCCAUCUGCCCACCUGGGGCCAGCGGCAACCCGCCACGUCCCCGGCCUGGGAGGCCCUGGGAGGGGAGGACCAGGGGCCAGACUCCUGUCAGCUGCUCCUCGUGGAGAGCCUCCCCCAGGACCUGCCCUUUGCGGCCGGCAGCCCGUUCGCCCAGCCCCUGGCCCAGGCCUGGCUGCAGCUGCUGGAUGCCGCCCAGGAGAGUGUCCACAUCGCCUCCUACUACUGGUCCCUCACGGGCCCCGACAUCGGGGUCAACGACACCUCUGCCCAGCUGGGAGAGGCCCUGCUGCAGAAGCUGCAACAGGUGCUGGACAGGAAUGUGUCCCUGGCUGUGGCCACCAGCCACCCGACACUGGCCAGGAACUCCACGGACCUCCAGGCCUUGGCAGCCCGAGGUGCACAGGUACGCCAGGUGCCCAUGGGGCGGCUCACCGGCGGCGUUCUGCACUCCAAGUUCUGGGUCGUGGACGGGUUGCACGUCUACCUGGGCAGUGCCAACAUGGACUGGCGGUCCCUGACCCAGGUGAAGGAGCUCGGUGCUGUCGUCUACAACUGCAGCCGCCUGGCCCGGGACCUGGAGAAGACCUUCCAGACCUACUGGGUGCUGGGGGCGCCCAAGGCUGCACUCCCCAAACACUGGCCUCAGAACUUCUCGUCCCACUUCAACCGCUUCCAGCCCCUCUACGCCCGCUUUGACGGGGUGCCCACCACAGCCUACUUCUCGGCGUCGCCGCCCGAGCUCUGCCCCCACGGCCGCACCCGGGACCUGGACGCGCUGCUGGCAGUGAUGCGGGGGGCCCGGCAGUUCAUCUACGCCUCGGUGAUGGACUACUUCCCCACCACCCGCUUCACCCACCCGGCCAGGUACUGGCCGGUGCUGGACAAUGCGCUGCGGGAGGCGGCCUUUGGCAGGGGUGUGCACGUGCGCCUGCUGGUCAGCUGCUGGCUCAACACGGACCCCAGGAUGUUCCCCUACCUACGGUCCCUGCAGGCCUUCAGCGACCCCGCGGCCGGCAUCUCCGUGGACGUGAAAGUCUUCAUCGUGCCUGUGGGGAACCACUCCAACAUCCCGUUCAGCAGGGUGAACCACAGCAAGUUCAUGGUCACAGAGAGGGCAGCUUACAUCGGCACCUCCAACUGGUCGGAAGAUUACUUCAGCAGCACCUCAGGUGUGGGCCUGGUGGUCAGCCAGAGGCCCUCGGUCACGGAGCCCAGGUGCGACACCGUGCAGGAGCAGCUGCGGCAGCUGUUUGAGCGGGAUUGGAGCUCCCGCUACGCCGUGGGCCUGGACGGACAGGCGCAGGGCCAGGACUGCUCGUGGCAGCACUGAUCCCCCCCCACCCCGAUGUCCCUGGUGGGUGCUGCUCCCCUCAAGGCCUCCCCGCCCGUCCGUCCUCCCAUCUGGACUCCAGGCAGCUCCUUCCGCACAGGCCAUGGUCAGGGUCAAGACUGCCCAGGCCCAGGGCAGUGGAACAAACUGUUCACUCUCCCCUGCUCUCCAGACGCAACCCCUCAAUGCGCCUCCCUCAUCAAGGGGACCCCCAGAGGCCUCUGCACGACCCCUGCCAGACUGCAGUCCCGCCCACAUGAGGGGCC
Artibeus jamaicensis (Jamaican fruit-eating bat) is the source of this 1861-nucleotide messenger RNA. It is a transcript of the gene PLD4, whose product is annotated as phospholipase D family member 4. Gene Ontology annotation, cellular component: phagocytic vesicle; endoplasmic reticulum; nucleus. Bases 81 to 1595 code for a protein of 504 amino acids. Gene Ontology annotation, biological process: phagocytosis; hematopoietic progenitor cell differentiation. The record is from RefSeq and is a predicted model, not a curated record. Gene Ontology annotation, molecular function: catalytic activity. NCBI's taxonomy places the organism in Eukaryota, Metazoa, Chordata, Mammalia, Chiroptera, Phyllostomidae. The transcript has 11 exons.